GAACUUCAUUUCCUGAUGUUAGUCACAUUGGAACGUACCAGCUGCUUAAAGCAAGUCACGACCCAAGUUCUCAAAAAGAUGAAACUCUUCGCCAUCGUCUCAGUCCUCGUUUUGGCAAUUGGUGCAUCCAGCGCCAAGGGUCUCCGUGCCACUCCCAUCACCGACGAUGAAUUGCUGACCCUGUCCAGAGACCUGCACGCCAACGAUGUCAAUGGAGCCACUCUCACAUUGGAUCUCCAAGGCCAGACCACAGCAGGCAGCUUGGUAGACAACGCACCCGGCCGAUUGAUUGUCAGUGACCCGAUCCCCGACUUUGCCAAGCCAACUUUCGCUGCCGCCCAGGCUCUGCUCAACAACUACCAGAAGAACGUGACCAUCCAGGACACUUUCACUCCCGAACAGUUGGCCGAAGAAGCCGCUUUCAUCGACGCCGUCAUGGAAACCGGUGUGAUGCAACAGCUUCACGCUUUUCUGGUGUCCAAAGGUGAGGCUAGCGCUGAUGUUGUCCAAUUCAAGCAAUUUUUGAGCACCAUCUGGUUUGGUCGCUGGUCUGAAUUCGUCCCUGGUGUUGUCGCUAGCAGCGGAUGGGAACACACCAACGUGUUUGAGCGAUUGGAGAACAACGUCGUCGUCGGAUUCCACAGCUGGAUCUACUUGUUCAACGAAGAGGAAGAUGGUGACUUGAACUAUUUGGGCUACAUCAAUGCCGUCGAAACUGGCAAGACGACCGUCCUUUCCAUGCCAGUCGACCUGUACGGAAGCACCAAGGCUUCUUCUGAAUUCAAUAUGGGAGCUAGCCCCGAAUUGGAACUCGCCAUCGGCACCUUGUGCUUCGUUGCCCGCCCCGAUGUCCCUUGCUUCGUCCAGGGUUCCAACGGUGCGCCGUUCACUUGGGAUACGCAUACCGUUACCUACAACGGAGUCAAAUACGUCGAAAGCUCACACCCAACUUUCGCUUAAAAUUGACACAGAAAGACCCGAUACCCUCAAUUAAAUACCCCUCCUGCCUUCCCGAAACUUGCAAUGAAUCGAUCGAUUCUUUUUUCCUUAAUCAGGAAUGAGACCGAUUGAAAUUGAUCAUGAAAUAUUUAUUUCGACUGUGUGAUGAUGUCGGCUGUACAGUGUUUUCGCGAUAUGUAAACCAGUCGUGAAUAAUAUACUUUUCUUAUUAUUCCCGCAAA
Messenger RNA from Daphnia carinata, 1181 nucleotides. RefSeq names its product endoribonuclease CG2145-like. The transcript has 5 exons. NCBI's taxonomy places the organism in Eukaryota, Metazoa, Arthropoda, Branchiopoda, Diplostraca, Daphniidae. Gene Ontology annotation, molecular function: RNA endonuclease activity. The coding region runs from base 16 to 960 and encodes 314 amino acids. The record is from RefSeq and is a predicted model, not a curated record.